AGCGAAGAAGACAGUACUGUUACUUCAAUCAAUGAUACAAGGACAGAACCGACCACUUCAUUAAGCACUCAAGUUGCCUCAAGCAAUAAUAACAAUAAUAAUAACGAUAGAAAAGGCGAAGGCGACAAUGAUUCACUUUAUCAACUGUUCACUUAUGGUCAAAAGAUAUGGAGUGAUCUGCAGACAUCUAGUGCACCAUCGACAAACGAUCCCGAUUAUCAGAGCAGUGUCAAGUCGGCAUUACUCUUCUUUAUGAAGGCUUCAAUGGCCAUUGAUCGACAGGCACUCUUCUCAAAGAAUGAAGAGAUCGAUGACAUUAGAACCGAUCUAUUAAAGUACCUCUUGGUACCAUACUACAUGUCAGAACUAUUUCAACAACAAGUUGAUGUUGAUCGUAUAAAGAACUUGAAGAGGUCAAAGGCCAAUCGAAGAAACGAGUUGAUCAAUAGAGGAAAGAGAGAGAAGGAGAUAAAACAAAAGUUAUCGUAUAUCAUUAGUAAACGUAUGGCAUUGAUAAAGGCACAGGGCAAUAAGGAUGGCUUUGACGAUGAGGCUGGAGACUGUGGCGAUGAGGAGGUGGAGAGAGAGUUUGCAAUGUUGUUACUCAAUGACGCGAUUGUAAAGACUGUGGCAAUGUUGGAAAUGAUGGACUCGGAGCUGACAAUGUUGGAGGAGAUUGACAAGAUCAAGUCGGCAAACAAUGGUGUCGUGCCCAAGCCUCCACCUCCCAAGCCAUCAAACAUUGGCAACUUCCAGAUACUACCCGAUGGGCGACAGAUCAUGCUGGACAAGGUGUUUAGGCCCAGUCACAUCCUGCCGACAAUCUCACCAGAGCAGGCUGCGCUGUGGGAGAUGCAGAAUGGCGGCAUGGCCCAGGGACCCGGAGGCGAGGCCAGCAAGAAGAAAGAGGACGACGACGAAGACCAAGACGAUGGCAAAGAGGAAGAUCUUGCCAAGCUCAAAAAGACACGUGAUUGGGACGAUUGGAAGGAUGACAAUCCAAGAGGAUGGGGUAAUCUU
Messenger RNA from Acytostelium subglobosum LB1, 1020 nucleotides. RefSeq lists its product as hypothetical. The transcript is spliced from 3 exons. Lineage: Eukaryota; Evosea; Eumycetozoa; Acytosteliales; Acytosteliaceae. The record is from RefSeq and is a predicted model, not a curated record. Gene Ontology annotation, biological process: regulation of dephosphorylation; regulation of signal transduction. Gene Ontology annotation, cellular component: cytosol. Gene Ontology annotation, molecular function: protein phosphatase 2A binding. The annotation marks the transcript as partial.